GCGCUGUUUGUUGCACGUUGAUGUGUUCGAAAUAUUAUUCAGUACCUGUCUGAAUUUUCGUGGUUUUGUUUGUUGUUUUUUUUCGGUGCGAGGUCGCGAUUUUUAAAUUUGGUGAGCGGUUAUAAGACAAGAACCGCUGAACUGAGUUGUGUUUGUUUUUUAAGAGACCCUCAUAUACCCGUAUAACUACGCCGCGCCAACCUUGACCACGCCAUGAAAUAAGAAACGACCAUCAUCGCAAGGCAAACAUUCAAAUUAUUUUUCUAGUCAGAUCGACGUCGACCGACGAAAUGGGAUCCUCGAAGCCUCGAAGCCUGUCGAAAACCAUAAGCGAAGUGGUCGGUUUUUUGCUGUUGUCUGCGUUUUAUAUCGUGCAGGCGAUAGUCAAGUUUUUCUUGCCCAAAAAGUACCACAACUAUAAGGACGUCAAGGGGGAGAUCGCCCUAGUUACGGGGGGCGGAGGGGGGCUGGGAAGAUUGCUGGCCCUUAGGUUGGCUAAACUUGGUGCCACAGUUGUGCUAUGGGAUAUUAAUGUAGCCGGUUUAGAAGAAACCGUAAAUUUAGUGAAUAGCAUAGGAGGAAAGGCUUUUGCCUUUAAAUGUGAUAUAUCCGAUAAAGAUGACGUGUAUAAAGCCGCAGAAAUUACACGCCAAGAAGUGGGAGACGUACAAAUUCUCAUAAAUAACGCAGGAAUCGCGACUGGUGACACCCUUUUGGCCACCCCUGAUCACCUAAUUAAGAAAACUUUCGAGGUUAACGUAAUCGCACAUUUUUGGACAGUCAAGUCCUUCCUGCCAAAAAUGAUCGAAAAAAACCACGGUCACAUUGUCACAGUUGCUUCUAUGGCCGGUUUUGUGGGUAGCAACAAAUUGGUGACUUACUGCGCGACAAAAUACGCUGCGGUCGGUUUCGAUGACGCCCUACGUGUCGAAUUGGAAUCCCAAGGCAUUUUUGGCGUAAAAACUACGGCAAUAUGCCCGUUCUUCAUACAGUCCACUGGAAUGUUUAACGACGUGAAUGCCAGGUACAUACCCACCCUUAAACCGAACGAUGUUGCCGACAGGAUUAUUGAGGCCUUGCAAAAAGAUGAGACGGUUGUACUUAUGCCCAAUUGGUUCAGCAUUGCACUUGUUUUGAGAAUGAUUGUGCCAUGGUCAGUAGUCUCGUUAUGCAUGAGGGGGCUCGUUAUAGACCCCACACCCAAGCAAACAGCCGCUAAAACGAAUGGUUCAGCAAAAAUCGAAGAUUUUCCACAAAAAUCCAAUGGUUCAGUGAAAGAAUCUGUUUCCACAUUAAAUCAUAGAAUAGUUACGAACGGCAAGAACGUACACUAAUUAAAAAGCUUUAAUUUACUUUUUAUUUGUUAUUAUUUUGUAGAUAAUCGGUUGUAUUAUAUAAUUAGGUUAUUUUAGUAGAUGUAAGAGAUGUACGCGGUUAUAUCGUUUUAUAAUAAAAAAAUACUCAAG
Messenger RNA from Brassicogethes aeneus, 1466 nucleotides. Lineage: Eukaryota; Metazoa; Arthropoda; Insecta; Coleoptera; Nitidulidae. The record is from the annotation of a GenBank genome assembly.